GGGCGGGACUUCGGCGGUAGAAGGCGCAGCGGCUGUUUCUGGUUCUGGCUCUGGGCAGGAGUGCGGUGGCAUCCACGCAGCCUCUGCUACUGCUGCUGCACCUGGUCAGGUGACAUUCAGCAUCAUCACUGUUUUCUUCUUUCAUCGUUAUCUUUAUCAUCAUCACCACGACCACCACCAUCAGCAUCUCUUCCUCCAUCAGAACUCUCAAUGUUAUAUAAAGGGAAACUAUUCAAGCUUAUCCAGAGGAACAGAAGUGGCCUAUCUUCUUGGAUUUCUUGUAAAACAGAAGUAGUGGAAGAGGAAAAUAAAAGGCAGCCUCAUUGCUGGAGAGGACUGUUAGCUGCCUUCUCUGCCUAGCCACCAUCACAUGCCUCUCCACUGGAGCCUGGGAAGCCUGACCACAGACCGGAGUCUCCACAGCAUGAAUAAUUAGGUAGGCAUAAUGGAAGGCACACACUGCACCCUCCAGUUGCAUAACCCCAUCACUGAACUCUGCUACAUCAGCUUCUAUCUUCCAAAGGGGGAAGUCAGAGGAUUUUCAUACAAGGGCACUGUAACUCUAGACAGAUCCAAUAACGCUUUUCACAACUGCUACCAAGUCAGGGAGGGGCCAGAUAUCACCAGCCUCAGCCAGCAGCCGAACGAACAUCCAGGAGACAUAUUUUUCAAGCAGAUUCCCACGAAAGACAUUCUGACUGAGCUGUACAAACUCACAGCGGAGAGGGAGAGACUGUUGGCCAGUCUACUGAGCUCAGACCACAUCCUGGGCAUUUCCAUGGGGAUCCAGGAGGGGAAGCAGGAGCUGUCUGUGAGUCUUACCCCUCAGGACGACUGGUUCCAGAGUGCUGGUGACUGGCGCGGGGAGCUCCCUGUGGGCUCUCUCAUUAAAAGGAGAACCCAAGAGAACAAAAAGCCCCGGAGGUCUGGCGGAAGGAGAGAGAGCUCAGAGGAGCUGCAAAAGAAGAGAACCAGGAGGAAAGGGCGUGGCCGCCAGGAGUCAGUUCCUCAGAUGGGGAAGGACCAGAUCUGUUCCAGCAGCUCCCUUCCUCCUUCUCGAGCAAGGCCUAAUCUUCGGCUCCUUGAAGAAAGAGGAAACUUGGUUCCACAGGGGACACUUACCUCUUCCCUACGGAGGAGAGAGAGCUGCCCUGCAGACAUCCUUAGGACACCAGAUGCAGACCUGGGUUUCAGGUUCUCAAGGAGGACCUCACAGGACACUGACCUUGGAGGACUGCAGCCCCCUAACAACCGCUCCAUCUCCUCUGAGGCAGGAGAUGCUAGCGUUGGAGGGCAACCAAAGAGUCCUGGCAAGCUGGAGCCUCAGCAACCAGGUUUGUCUGAAAGUCUGGAGGGCACUGAGAAACAUUCAGAGGCAGAGAGGGGCGGGACUCGGAAGUCAAAGUCUUUGGAGCGGACUUGCAAGAAGAAACCUGUUUCCAGAGUGGUGGCCAAGGUCCAGGAGCUGUCUGCUCAAGUGCAAAGAGUAGUCCCGACGCAUCCUGAAGGGGAGGGAAGGAUUGCCUUUUGCCCAGAGGCCCAAGCUGAGUUUAUCCCUAAAGCGGAUUUGCUCACCCUCCCAGGAGCCAGGGCUGAGACUCAUAGUUCUCGAUGGCUGGGAGAGGGCCAGCAAGGGGACAAGUCAUUGCAGCCCUCAGCCACAGAAAGAACCUCCAUUUCAGGUUCUCCAGCCAGCACUGAGGGAGCUGUAAACAAGGUCCUCCGGAAAGUGAUAGAAAGCGAGAAGUUAGAUGAAGCCACGGAGGGAAAAAGGCUAGGCUUCUCCCACAGCACAGCGGUUACCCUCACCUUCCCAGAAACCAGAAGCCAAAGGAAGACUCAGCUGCCCCAGACUGGCCACAAAUCCUUGUUUCUGCAUCUGCCCCACCCUGUAGGUCCCGUCUUGUCACAACCCAGAGAUGAUGAGAGGAGGGCAUCCCCCCCAGCACCAACAGCUCUCAGCAUGGUAUUUAAUAAUUCAUCCCUUCAGCCCAGCGCACACAAACGCCUGUCACCUGUUCUUUCGCCUCUGUCUCCGAGGUUCCCCAGCCCUCAGCAGCACCACAGGAUCCUCCGGCUCCCUCCGCUGCCUGGUGAAGGGGAAGCUGUUCUUAAUGAGUGUCCUGGUAGAAAGAACGGUAUCUCCUCUGGGUUCCCUUCUGUUGACACCUUGGAGCCACCAUCUUCUGCAAAGGUCACGGAGUCCAAAGGAGCCAGCCCAACUUCCCUCAGAGCAGGCCAACCUUGGUUGGUACCCGGGGAACCUUCAGAAAAGGGGUUGGGGCCAGAGAAGAUCACAGCUCAGUCCCAGUACCAGCCACCUCCAGGCAUCUCCUCUGAAGGCUUUCCCUGGGACAGCUUCAAUGAACAGACAGCUAAAGACUUUGCCAGUAGGGAUGGAGGUGCUUGGGUCCUGGGAUACAGAGCAGGCCCAUUUCUGCACCAUGAAGAAAGAGAAAAGCGAAGCAGAAGCGAAUUGUUCUUGGAUCUCAAUCCUGACCAGAGCCCUACAGAGCAGGACGACAGGACUCCUGGCAGACUACAAGCAGUCUGGCCACCCCCAAAGACAAAAGACACAGAAGAAAAAGUGGGACUGAAGUACACAGAAGCAGAAUACCAGGCUGCUAUUCUACACCUGAAGAGGGAGCACAAAGAAGAAAUCGAAAACCUGCAGGCUCAGUUUGAACUUAAGGCAUUUCACAUCAGGGGCGAGCAUGCAUUGACAACAGCGAGACUAGAAGAAACCAUUGAAAAUCUCAAACAACAAUUAGAGCACCGAUGGGGAGGAGGAUGUGAGGAGAUGCGAGAUGCCUGCAUCGCCACUGAUGAUGACUGUCCUCCAAAAGCCUACAGAAAUGUGUGCAUCCAGACAGACAGAGAGACCUUCCUCAAGCCCUGUGAAGGGGAAAGCAAGACAGCCAGAAGCAACCAGAUAGUGCCUAAGAAGCUGAAUAUCUCCUCUUUAAGCCAGCUCUCUCCCUCAAAGGACAGCAAAGAUACCCACGCACAACUUCAGGCUGGGGAAAGCAUUUCAUCAAGUCAACAGAAGACGUCACCUCCACCCCCCAUACCACCACCUCCUCCCCCUGCUAUACCUCCCCCUCCACCCCUCCCACCUGGACUUGGACCUUUGCCACCAGCACCUCCCAUACCACCUGUGAGUGCUGGGCCACCACCACCACCACCACCACCUCCACCUCCUCCACCACCUCCACCUCCUCCACCACCUCCUCUACCUCCAAGUGCUGGGCCUCCCCCACCUCCUCCCCCACCACCACUUCCUAAUGCCCUGGCUCUUCCCAACAGUGGAGGGCUGCCUCCUCCUCCCCCCGGUCUUGCACCCCCACCUCCUCCUGGGCUCUCCUUUGGACUCAACUCUUCUUCCAGCCUGUGUCCUCGUAAACCAGCCAUUGAGCCCAGCUGUCCCAUGAAGCCUUUGUACUGGACUAGGAUACAAAUAAUUGAUAAGAGCCAAAACGCCACACCAACUUUAUGGGAUUCCUUAGAAGAACCUCAUAUUCAGGAUACUAGUGAAUUUGAAUAUUUAUUCUCCAAAGACACAACUCAACAGAAGAAAAAACCUCUGUCAGAGACCUAUGAGAAAAAAAACAAAGUCAAAAAGAUCAUCAAGUUAUUGGAUGGAAAACGUUCUCAAACUGUGGGAAUCUUGAUCUCUAGUUUACAUUUAGAAAUGAAGGAUAUCCAACAAGCCAUAUUUAAUGUGGAUGACUCUGUGGUUGAUCUGGAGACCCUGGCAGCCUUAUAUGAAAACCGAGCCCAAGAGGAUGAAUUGAUAAAAAUAAGAAAGUAUUAUGAGACAUCCAAAGAAGAAUUGAAGCUUCUGGACAAACCUGAACAAUUUUUACACGAGUUAGCCCAGAUUCCUAAUUUUGCUGAGCGUUCCCAGUGCAUAAUCUUCAGGUCUGUGUUUUCUGAAGGUAUCACUUCCUUACACCGAAAAGUAGAGAUUGUCACACGUGCCUCCAAGGCCUUGCUGCACAUGAAGAGUGUGAAGGACAUCUUAGCUCUCAUUCUGGCUUUUGGAAAUUACAUGAAUGGAGGAAAUAGGACUCGAGGACAAGCAGAUGGAUAUAGCUUAGAAAUUCUGCCCAAACUCAAGGACGUCAAAAGUCGGGACAGUGGAAUGAACCUGGUGGACUACGUUGUGAAGUAUUACCUACGGUACUAUGAUCAGGAAGCUGGAACGGAAAAAAGUGUUUUCCCACUGCCCGAACCACAAGAUUUCUUUCUGGCCUCCCAAGUCAAGUUUGAAGACCUCAUAAAAGACUUGAGAAAACUGAAGAGACAGCUAGAAGCAAGUGAGCAACAGAUGAAGUUGGUGUGCAAGGAGUCCCCAAAAGAAUAUCUACAGCCUUUCAAGGACAAGCUGGAAGAGUUCUUCCAGAAAGCCAAAAAAGAGCAUAAAAUGGAAGAAAGUCACUUGGAGGACGCACAGAAAAGUUUUGAAACAACAGUAGGAUAUUUUGGAAUGAAGCCAAAGACUGGAGAGAAGGAGGUCACACCCAGCUACGUGUUUAUGGUGUGGUUUGAGUUCUGCAGUGACUUCAAGACAAUUUGGAAACGGGAGAGUAAAAACAUAUCUAAAGAAAGAUUGAAAAUGGCUCAGGCAUCAGUCAGCAAGCUGACAUCAGAGAAGAAAGUGGAGACAAAGAAAAUCAACCCUACUGCCAGUCUGAAAGAAAGACUGCGUCAGAAGGAAGCCAGUGUGGCUACCAACUAAGAUGGAAACAAGGAAAUGACUGGGGCGAGAUGAGGCAUGUUGUAUGCUCCUUCAGGAGGCCAGUGCACAGGACGUUCUUGAGAGAUUUGUUACUGAACAUUUGCUUUGUUCCUCUCCUCCUGAGAUCGUCUGCAGAGAGCCUCCUGUGCCUUCUUUGAGAAGUCAUAUUAAUCCACAGGAAUAAUUAAAAGCUAUGUAUGGGAACAUUGCAGGAAUAUUUGAUAACUAUUUCUUAUAGAAGUCCAAAUUCCACUCUGUAAUAAAACCAGAAGACAUACUAAAUAUUUUUCACAUUUUAUUUAAAGAUGAGACUGUAUAGCAUAUACCCUUAUUACAGAAGAAGUGGUAUAUCAUUUAUGGUGACGGCCUUGCAGGAACUCAAGCCUUGUUCUGUACACACUGUAGCAUUAAAGUGUUGGUCUUAAUUUGAUCCUGUUGUACCAAUAUCUUACAGAAUUCUCACCAAAAAUGUUGAAACUUAUCAGAACUGUUUUUGAAGAGGUUUAACACUGUGUUUCUCCCAAAGUAGGAAAAUGAUUUUGUUGUUGUUAUUGUUGUUGUUGAUAAUGAUGAUGGUGAUGGUGAUGAUGAUAGUGAUAAUGAUGAUGAUAUAAUGAAGAGAAAAUGGAAUUGUACAUGGGUGGAGAGAAGGAACAAUAGUCAUAACCUCAUCCUGGGGAAUAAGUUAUGAUCCUGGGAAUCAGCGUCAGCUAGUGAGCUAGGCUCAGUCUUUGAUUUUAUGUCAGUUCACAUGGAUUCUUGGCCAGCAAAGAUUCUUACAAACCUCUAAAAGAUGCAGGUCAGGGAUAGACUGGGUCCAGAAAGGAGAGCAAAUGCUCCAAGCUGGUUAUUUUUUUUUAAUUUUUUGAGACAAGUUCUCUAUAUAGUCCUGGUUGACCUGGUACUCGCUAUGUGGACCAGGCUGGCCUUGAACUCAAAGAGAUCUGCCUGGCUCUGCCUCUUAAGUGCUGGGAUAAAAGGUGUGCACCUUUUUAUCAUGACCUUGAAUGACAAGUAGGGUAGGCCAGGGGUCCUUUGAUGUCCAAAAACUUAUUAACAGAAAAAAAAUUUUUAUAGCAAAAUGAAAGAAAGGUGGUUACAUUAAUAUUAACCUUUGAGUAGAAUUUGGGGGCCAGGUUGUUUUUUCUAACCCUGGCCCUUGUAUCAGAGAAAAGCCACCUUUUCCUCUCUCUCAAUUUUCCCCCUAAGCCACCACUCCUUGAGUCUAUCUACUACAAGAAGAAGAAAGAGAUCUGAGGCUGAACUAAGAAUAGUAUUGAAAGCCAUUGUUUUUAAGACUUGAUGGAAUAAAAACUCAAGCUUUCUUGUUGGUGGAGGCUAUCUAGAGAUGAACUCAAAUUUUACAUCUUGCGUCAGCAACUUUCUAGAACCUCUGAACCAAGAACCUUAGGUACUUGCCAGAUACCUAAGAGUCUUUCCAGAAUCUGCCUGUCAGUCACCAGCCCCUUCAGGGACAGCCCUAAUAAUAGAUGCAAGCUAGUGAAAGCAGUACUGUAAUUUAGUGCAAGCUUUGAGAAACAAGAGUGCAUAGUUAGCAUCUAGUAAGUCAUAGACGCUGUAUUUAUGCAGAUAUCAUCUUUUCUAAUGGCUCAAGAGGAAGAAUAUGAUCACAUGGUUAUUCAAAGUGUAAGAAUGGGACAAAACAAACAAGUACAUAAGGAACUUAACAGGCUUGAGGUUGCUAUGAGCAAGACGCUUUUCCCAUUAUUUUCUUAUGCAGUUUUUCUUCAUUCUCACUUUAGCUAUAAAGCAAACCAAGGGAAUUCAUAGGAGGGAAAAUUCCACUUGCAGCUGGCCUCUUCCCCAUGGUGUCCUUGUUAGUCUUGUGGUACAAAAGACAGAAGCCAAUUUUAUUCAUGCCAGAAGGAUCACCUCUGCUUCCUGUGGGAGGUCUGCACAAGCCCAGUUCCUGAUGGAUCCUGUGGAGGGAAUGGGAGAUAGGAGAUGGCUUUCACUGAUGCUGUUGCUACUUUAGGUCCCUAAGUAAGAUACUCAUGAGUCAUGACAGGUAGUACUGUCUCUGUGCCUUUCAGAAACACAGCAGAUCCUGCAUGCUGUCAGGAUCCAGUCCAUAGCAUGAGCAGUCUUUCUUUUCUGACAUCCUAAUUCUAUUUACCUUCCCUCUGAAAAAAAGAAAAGAAGGCCGGGUGUGGUGGCACACACCUUUAGUCCCAGCACUUGGGAGGCAGAGGCAGGCAGAUAUUUGUGAGUUCAA
Nannospalax galili (Upper Galilee mountains blind mole rat) is the source of this 6977-nucleotide messenger RNA. RefSeq names its product formin 1 (gene Fmn1). Gene Ontology annotation, molecular function: actin filament binding; microtubule binding. Gene Ontology annotation, biological process: actin nucleation; cortical actin cytoskeleton organization; actin filament network formation. The coding region runs from base 446 to 4741 and encodes 1431 amino acids. NCBI's taxonomy places the organism in Eukaryota, Metazoa, Chordata, Mammalia, Rodentia, Spalacidae. Gene Ontology annotation, cellular component: cytoplasm; endoplasmic reticulum membrane; cytoskeleton. The record is from RefSeq and is a predicted model, not a curated record. The transcript is spliced from 21 exons.